Molecule: messenger RNA, 3153 nt
Organism: Dermacentor albipictus
Lineage: Eukaryota; Metazoa; Arthropoda; Arachnida; Ixodida; Ixodidae
Source: RefSeq, a predicted model, not a curated record
GGACACGGCAGCCCUGCCGUGACGAUGUCACCUGAAGUGCCUUUGUAUGUGCAGGUUUGCGCGUCGAUCCUCAUCCUAGCCUCCGCCACAUCGCCGGUUAUGGGGGACAUUGGACGGCAGCGCUCCGAUUCCCUGGCUCCGAUCGACGAAAUGCUGUGGCAGCUUCCUGGAUUCAUCGCCGACGCCCAUCGCCGUGCAGCAAAUAUGACUGAUCAUCGCCUCGUGGAAAACGGCCUCUGCGCACCAUCGAUGAGCACAGUGACGUCACUCCAUCGUGAUACGUCACGGAGCCUGCCAGCUAUAAAUCUGCUACCGAGACCUACGAUCAUCAGUGGACACGGCAGCCCUGCCGUGACGAUGUCACCUGAAGUGUCUUUGUAUGUGCAGGUUUGCGCGUCGAUCCUCAUCCUAGCCUCCGCCACAUCGCCGGUUAUGGGGGACAUUGGACGGCAGCGCUCCGAUUCCCUGGCUCCGAUCGACGAAAUGCUGUGGCAGCUUCCUGGAUUCAUCGCCGACGCCCAUCGCCGUGCAGCAAAUAUGACUGAUCAUCGCCUCGUGGAAAACGGCCUCUGCGCACCAUCGAUGAGCACAGUGACGUCACUCCAUCGUGAUACGUCACGGAGCCUGCCAGCUAUAAAUCUGCUACCGAGACCUACGAUCAUCAGUGGACACGGCAGCCCUGCCGUGACGAUGUCACCUGAAGUGCCUUUGUAUGUGCAGGUUAGUGCAAAAAGAUACGGUUUUCGUGGUGAUUACCUUUGUUUAGUUGUGCUGCCGUGUCCACAAGUGCUGCUUGAUUGUGUCUGCGACUGCUUUUCAAUGGCAUGCAUACUACUUAAGCUAUCAGGGGAUGUAGAGGAAAACCCGGGGCCUAUUUCUCAAGCCACCCUAAAUGAAAUUCUACAAACCCAAAAAGAUAUUUUGGCCAAAGUUACUCAAAUUCAAGAAAAACAAACUUCGUCUGAGGCAGGUAUAGUGAAAAUGCAAACAAGACUCGAUUCCAUCGAAGCAAAACUCGUGGUCCUAGAGAAAUCCCAAAUAAGGCUAUCAAACAUUGAGUCUACUAUGAGUGAUUGUCAGGCGGAAAUUGAUGCACUAGCUAAACAAGUCGAUGGCUUGGAAAAUCAAUCCCGGCGUAGCAACCUGAUUGUAAGGGGUAUACUGGAAGAAGCGAAUGAAAACGAAGAAACAUUGCUGAAAAAAGUAAAUGACGACGUUUUUGAGGCAAAACUCGGAGAGAAGUUAAGUACCAUUGAGAGAAUACACCGUCUUGGUAAGGUGAAUCCGGGUAAUCAUCGUCCAGUUAUCCUUAGGAUUGGUGAUUUUAGGGAAAAAACCAAGAUUAUGAAUAAUUGCUACAAGCUUAAAGGAAGGAAAAUAAGCAUUUCAGAGGACUAUUCUAAAAGAGUGCAUGAUAUUCGGAAAAAACUCUGGAAUACCACUGUUGACGAAAGGAAAAACGGGGCCAAGGUAAAGAUGGUAUUCGAUAAGAUGAAGGUGAACAAAAUCCUUUACGCCUGGGAUGAAACUACGAAACAAAGGUACAAAUGCCAUACCCCUUCUGGGAGUGGCAAUUGACGCAGGAACAUAGGGUCAAAACCGUUCAAAGUUAUAAAUGUGAACGCCAGAAGUAUAUUAAAUAAACUUGUCGAAUUAGAAAGCCUAAUCAUAGAACAUGAACCUCACCUAAUAGUAGUCACCGAAACUUGGCUGCACAAGGAUGUACUCGACACUGAAGUCACCCCUCCGAACUAUAAAAUAGUAAGAAGGGAUCGAGAAGACAGAGGGGGGGGAGUUGCGAUAAUUAUCAAAGACAACAUAGCAUUUUCUGUACUUCCAGAUGUGAAUGGCGUAGAAGCACUAUGGGUCAAGAUAAAAUUAGAUACACAAACAGUCUUCAUUGGGGGUGUUUACAGGGCUCCAAAUGCUCCGUUGGACGUCCUGGUAAAUCUACGAACAUUUAUGGACACUUACCUGCCUCAGGAUAGUAGGAAAUUGUUACUUGGGGAUUUCAACCUACCCGGCAUUGACUGGUGUUCGCAAUUGCCUGGAACACGAGAAGUGCCUAGUUGUGAGCAGUUACUUGAACUGGCUUUUUGUCAUAAUUUAGUUCAAGUUGUGUCUGGUUACACAAGGAUAUGUCCUACAACAUCAUCCAUACUUGAUUUAAUUUUUGUUUCCGAACGAAUACACAGUUCUGUCUGCGAAUGUGAAACACUGGAGGGCUUGUCAGAUCACAGGAUGGUUUUGUUGUCAUUAAACGCAUCACCAGAUGUCAUAAGUACUUCGUCCAAAAAAAGUUUCUUUAAUUUUCAUGACGCUGAUGACGCUGCUGUGAUAGACUGUCUUGAUUAUUCAUAUUCAGAGUUUAUGCAGCUGUAUGACUUAGGUGCUAGCACGGACCAACUAUGGGAAUUCUUUUCGCAAUUAGCAGAACGGUGCCUUAAUCACUUUAUUCCUAAGAAAACUAAGCGCACGAAUAAAAAGAAUCCCUGGAUAACCAGAGAUAUACUUCAUCUCAAACGAAGACUUAAACGCAAACGUAAGGCUUACUCACCCAACCCAAACCCCCAAAAUAAACUAUGUAUUCGCCGCAUGAGUCAGGAUUUAAAGAGACUUCUUAAGGAAUCAAAAGACAGAUUCUAUAAUGUGACGCUCACAAAAUUUCUUCGCGAGUCACCUGGCAAAUUCUGGCGCUAUAUAAAUCCGUCUAAAGUUCUGCACCCUGCUCAGACCGAGGAGAACGCCCAUAAGCGUGCUGAAGAUUUUAAUCUAUAUUUUUCAUCUGUUUACGUACGUGAUAAUGGUAUACUGCCUCCUUUUAAUGUUGACACUGAAAGACCUCCUAUUGCUGAUUUACAUAUUGACGAGCAAGGUGUUUUAAAUCUGCUAUUACAUAUUGACAUUAAGAAAAGCCAAGGUCCAGAUCGUAUCCCUAAUGAGUUUUUAUAUAGAUACGCUGAAUGGGUAUCUAAAUACUUGUCCAAAAUUUUUCAGUCUUCUUUGAGUAGCGGAUGCUUUCCAACUGAUUGGAAGCGAGCAAAAGUUAUACCGGUUCAUAAAAGCGGAAAUAAUUCUGUUAGUAAUUAUCGCCCGAUCUCGCUCACUAGUACAGUUUCGAAGUUACUUGAACACAUCAUAUCCAAACACCUA